This is a messenger RNA of Brassica rapa (field mustard), 4197 nucleotides long. RefSeq names its product receptor-like kinase TMK2. Gene Ontology annotation, molecular function: protein binding. NCBI's taxonomy places the organism in Eukaryota, Viridiplantae, Streptophyta, Magnoliopsida, Brassicales, Brassicaceae. The record is from RefSeq and is a predicted model, not a curated record.
UUGUACCCAAUCCUUCUGUUUUUUAUUUUAUUUUAAGACAUACUAAUAAAUAUCGAUUCAUUCGAUAUAGUACAACAAACGUCUUUAUUAGGUGGGAGACUUAGACGUCGUGCUCCCGCCAACUCACCCAGACAAAAGAUCAUCGAUGGGGAACUGCAUAAUGUUGAUAGAACUCUGCCAUUAAAUUAGCUUGAGGAGAAGAGUCAUGUGAUACUGAUAGAACACUUGGACAGAGUUUGUAUAACACCCCGACCGCCCAUAGCUAAUGGGCCAUCCACACCUGCUCUCUCGGUCCGUAGAUCCCAUCUCGUUUCAGCGAUCGGUCCGUUAAUUUUUUCCAAAGGCUAAAAUCAUUGUUUACUGACUCUGCAAUCACCACUCAAUUUUUUCCCGUGCUUUGGCAUCACUUGCACGGUAUCGCGAAUCACUUCCCGAUACGUCACCUAUCUUUCACUACUCCUUCCCAAACACGCUUAACUCUAGAGUUUUAAACGGAUGUGUGACGGAAAAGGUAAGUCAAUUUUGGUGAUAUACGUAGCCAAAUCAAUUCUCUUAAGCCUUUCUACAUAUUACAACUUGGGAUGUUACAAUUCACCCCCUCUCAAAGAACGCAAUGUCUGCACCCUACGAUAUGUCUCAAGACGCCUCUCAAGUCAGAACUGAGAUAGCUAACCAGCUCUGAUACCACUUAUAACGUCCCGACCGCCCACAACUAAUGGACCAUCCACGUCCGCUCUCUCGGCCCAUGGACCCCAUUCCGUUCCAGCGAUCGGUCUGUUAAUUUUUUCCAAAGCCUGAAAUCAUUGUUUACUUAUCCUACAAUCACCACCCGACCUUUUUCCGUGUUUUGGCCUUACUUGUACAGUAUCACGAACCACUUCCCGAUAGGUCACCUAUCCUUUCACUACUUAAGCCCAAGCAUGCUUAACUCUAAGGUUCUAAACGGAUGUGUGACGGAAAAUGUAAGUCAACUUUGGUAAUAUAGGUACUCAAAUCAAUUCUCUUAAGCCUUUUUAUAUAUCACAACGCGGGAUAUUAUAGUUUGGUUGCAGGUUUUGCAGAGACGUCUAGUAGAGCAGAAAUAAUUAUUGUUGCAAACAAGAGUAGUUUGCGUAGCAAGAAAGGAGGGAAUCUGGCUGGUUUCCUUUUCUUUUUUUGGUUUAGCACUCAAAAUUAGUUUCAUGAUGCAAUGUUCUAUUAAAAAACUCUAAAACAAGUUGCACUUAAUGCACAUACAGCUUUUUUAUGAAUAAAUUGAACAUUCAUCUUAAAAUUAAAUCAAGUGGACUCCAAAGAAAAGUUGUUAGAAAUCUGGUUUAGUGUCUAAGUCUUGUGAUCUAGAACAACUUUUCUCAGUGGAGAAAUCUCACAGAAAGUUGAUUGAAUAGACUGAUUAGUACAAUGAACCAGUCCGUGUUAUAGUAGCUUUUAGAAACCUUCUAUAUAUUUGGCGAAAUAAGUCAUUAAGCCAAGGAAGGAAAAAAAUCAGCCAUGUGUAUGAUCUUCUAGUCGUGAAGACUCAAGGUUAACUAUAGUUAUGCUUGCUAUGUAUCAAGUUCUUUCUCUUGUGGCUAUGUCGUGUUCAGACUCGGUAUUUUCAAGAUAGUUCUGUUGUUAGCAAAAGGAUUGGAGAAUUUAAGUUGGUUGCAUAAAACAUUUGUUGUGUUAAAGUAAUUCCUAAUGGAGAUGUGAUAAAACGGAGUAGCCUAAUAACAACUGAUCAGUUGGUCAAAUCUGACUGAUGCGAUCGAGUGUGUCUUGAAAAGUACAAGUUUUUUGAAGGGUCUUUUGGAUUUACAAGAUUGUUUGGCAUAGCUAUAAGAUGAAGGAAAACAUUCAUUUGAGUGAUAUAGACUGAAACUGCUUUACAAGUGACUGUCUUUGGAACUUGGUUUAUCAUCAUGUGGAGUUAUUGAUGUGCAAGAAUGUGAUUGUGAACCAAGUUCUGGCGUUUCCUCAUUGUCUUUGCCUCGAUACUACAAUAUCUGGUGUUUCCUCAUUGUCUUUGCCUGCAAUUUUAUCUUAGUAGAUUUAUAAGUUUAGAAGUAUCUACUAAACACAAGAAAACAACAUUUCUAAACUUCAGUGACAAAUAAUUUAUACUUUUAUAUUCAUUGAAGUUGUUAGUGAUAAAGAAGUGAAACAGGUGUUGGUUGAUGUAUCCACCGUAAACGCUGCAAACUAGUUGUUGUCACGUAGUCUUUACCAUUUUUCUUGUAGACAUAAAUAAAGGUCUUCGAUCUACCAUUUCAUAUUUUCGUGAAAUAAAUUUGUACGGUUGGUGCGUAUAAUACGACGGGUGUUAGUGUGAGAUACUUUUCUUCAACUACUUGUCUUUAUUUAUAGUAAUAUAUGUGAGUUUAUAUAUAUAUAAAACAUAUAUAUAGCUGACCACAAAAACCUUUUAUAAUCAUACUAUAUUUAAUAAAAUUAUAUUUUCAAUUAUUUUAAUGCUGUACGUAUUUGUAUUUUUGUAUCAGCGAAUACAAUACAACCGACAUUUCAAUACAAUGAGUAAUUUAUGGAAAUCAUACUUUUAAGCAAAGUAAAUUUUAGAAAAUUAGAUACCGUAAAAUAUGAAAUAAAUUACCUAAAAAAUAUGGUAGUAUUUCUAUCCUUAAUUAUUAGUUGGAGCCGAAAAAUUUAAUAAUAGAAAUACAAACAAAAAUUGUCAGAUAUGAUACAAUCGUACGUGAAUUUUCAUAAGACAUGUAAAAUUAUCAGUUAUAAAAUGGUAUGUAUUAUAUUUUAUAGUUUGUAAUAUUUAUCAAACAUAAAAAUGAGAUAUAGAUAAGAAAAUAAUAAAUCAAAGACCAUAUCAUUUUUUCUCAUCUUGAUGUGUAGAUUUUUUAUAUGUUUCCUUCUUACCAUAGAAGUGGUCAGAGAGUUACCAAAUUUGCAUUCAAUCAAGUCAAUAGUUUCGAUCUUCUUAUUUAAAAUAUGAUCAUUCAGGAUAUAUACAAACAUUAACAUAGGAUAUAUAUAAACAUUAAGAUAGCAGAUAAUCUCAUUUGUUUUGACUAUGAAUAUUUUCUCCAUUUUAUACUGUUUUAUCAAAAUUAUUAAUAGAGCAGUUUCUCCCUUCUGAACAAACACUUUCUUUCUUUUCGAGUAGUCCACACACAAUACUCUCUUUCUCUAUCUCUCUGAGUAGUCAGUUUCACUCUUCCCGACGAAAAUGACCAGCUCUCAUAUUUUCCUCCUCUGUCUCCUCCUCUCCCUCCUCAAUUUCGCCGCUUCUCAGGACGAUGCGACGAUCAUGCAAUCCAUCAAAUCCUACCUGAAUCUCACAUCAGACGUCCACUGGUCGGACCCUGACCCUUGCAAAUGGGACGGCAUCAUAUGCGGCGAAAGCAACCGCAUCAUAAGGAUCCUGCUCACAGGGAAAGAUAUCGUCGGGACUUUCCCUCAGGAUCUCGGGAAACUAUCUGAUCUCGUCAUGGUUGAUCUGCAUGGCAACGGCUUUACCGGUCUGAUCCCUGAUCUCUCCGGUUUACAGAAUCUGGUAUUGUUCAAUGUAGAACAUAAUAAGCUCACUGGUGUCGUCCCACCAUCGUUUACCGGUCUCAAAUCGCUCAUAGACGUGAAUUUAAAUAAUAACUUCUUUCAAGGACCGACUCCGUUGUUCGAGAACUCAGAUGUUUUAGAUCCAGUCAGCGGGAAUAGCUUCUGUCUGGAUACUCCUGGUACUCCGUGUGAUCCACGUGUCGAGACCUUGCUAUCUAUAGCUGAGUCCUUUGGAUAUCCGGUGAAGCUAGCCACGGCCUGGAGAGGGAAUGAUCCGUGUGAUAGCUGGCCCGGGAUUACUUGUUCCGGAAGUGAUGUUACAGUGGUUAACCUACGGAGGUUUGAGCUCACGGGUACGAUAUCUCCGAGUUUUGCUAAGCUUACUUCUUUGGAAACAAUCGAUCUUUCUAAUAACAACCUCACCGGGAGUAUACCGACAGAGCUUACCACUUUGCCUAUGCUUAGGACACUAAAUGUGUCUAUCAACAAUAUCAACGGUGCUGUGCCGACGUUCAGCGCAAGUGUGAACGUGGUGACUAGUGGUAACGCUAACAUCGGAAAGGAUGGACCUGUCCCACACCCACUGGUGGAACUCUUGCAAAAAAUGAAUAAAGAUUAAAAAAAUUUGAGAAUCCAUUUUAAAGUUAAAUGAAAUUAAUAAAGGAAAUUGAAUUUUUUUGACUAGGUGUA